This is a messenger RNA of Coregonus sp. 'balchen', 16642 nucleotides long. Lineage: Eukaryota; Metazoa; Chordata; Actinopteri; Salmoniformes; Salmonidae. The record is from the annotation of a GenBank genome assembly.
AUGGAAUCUUGGCUGAAGAAUAUUUUGAUUCUUGCUGCUUUUUGUUGUGGUAUGAUUGAUAACUAUUAUUUUAUUUAUUUGCUUACUGACAUUGCAUAAAUGAUCCCUUUCUGUUGUCAUGUAAAAUAGAGAAAGUUGCAGACUCUAUAUGCUCCCAAUGAUUUCAUGGGUAUAAAUCAUCAAAAACACCCUUUCUUUUUUCAACUUAUUUUUUAUUUCUCUCCAGAAUGCAGAGGAGACAGUGUGUCACAGCCAAUAGGAGUUGAGACUGCUACCGAAGGAGGACAAAUAACACUUACCUGUCAUUACAAAGCAGACGAUCCAGGUCCAUAUCUAUUCUGGUACAAACAGCGAGCUAACGACUACCCCAAGUAUAUGCUUAUGCGGCAAAAAUUUGGAACGGGAGACAAUGCUACUGAGUUCAAGGAGAGAUUUCAUGAUGAUCUAGAUGCCAACUCCAAAUCAGUCCCCUUGAUGAUCCAGAGGGUGCAGAUGUCUGACUCUGCUGUGUACUACUGUGCUCUGAAGCCCACUGUGACAACAGGAUAUACAGCCCCCUUACAAAAACUAUCGUUUUUUCAUGUGCCCAUAGAAACAUACAGUACCAAUGAAAAGUUGCGACCAAAGCACAAUAUGUAUUUUAAUAUACUUUAUGUACAAUAGUAGACCUGAAUUAGAUACUCUGUAGGCUGCAUGGGUUAGGGUUAUAAUAGAAUUAUAAUAGAAUAUGUGUAUGUUUUUAAACUAUUUUCUUUCAGAUAAAUUAAUCAUACUCACUUCAUACAACAUUUAAGUCAUUGUCAAUUCCUCUAGGGUAUUUUCCGUUUCAUGUGAGCUAGACAUGUAGGCUUUACACUUUGUCUAUUGUACUGCAAAAGAGUGCUAAUAUAAAAUUGAUGAGGAAAUAUUGACCCAUAGAUUUCCAGUCAAUCUUACCCCUCUCUGAACAGGCUCCUCCUUCAUGUCUGUCAGUUGAUGGUGAUAUACAGGCUGAGAUGGACAUGGAAGAGAGAGAAAGGAUCUCUACCUCUUACUGUAACUCACAGUCACUCUCUUUGUGUUCUGCAUAACCAUGGUACUCUGUCUGAUCAUCUGGCUGGUUCUUGCUGUAUUGCAAUUUGGUAUGAUGGAACUUUUUCUCUCAUUGCUGUCUGACUCUGCUGUGUACUACUGUGCCCUGCAGCCAACAGUGUCAGGAAACCUGUGCACACUGUACAAAAACCUAAAACGGAAUAAAACUGACGUCCCCUAGACAUCAACUCAUUUUGAAUUUCAUAAUUACCGUGUAUAGACAAAACAUACUCUACAUACACUGAAAAUGAGCAAAAACAUUUUUUUCGAUAAACAAUAAAAAAUAAAAAAUAAAUGUUGAAUGUAAAAGUGACAGAAACUCAUUAAGGCUAUCUGAUUGUGUUGCUGAUUUAUACUUCAUAUUUUAGAUUAAAAUAGGAAAACAAAAUAAACUGUGAAUGAAUGAAUUGCCUCAUUUUGAACAAAUUAAUAUCUUGCAUCAAGCAAUGUGUACCCUAUGACAUCACUGUAACUCCGUUAUCCUAAAAUCAAGAAAAUACAUGGAGAUAAAUAACACAGUUUUAUCCAAUAUCUAACAGAGGGAGACUAAGGUAAUCAUAUUUCAGUGCAGCCCUGCAUUUUGAGGAUGUGACAGUGGCAUCAAGCAGCAGCAAGAAGUCUGCUGUUACUUCUGCUCAUCUGACAACUCUCUGUAUUUUGGGGUGGGGCUUCAAAGGUUUGAGAAGAGGUGGUCCAUUCAAAACUAUACGUUUUUUAGUAUACACAAAUCUUGUUGUGUUGUGUGUUAUCAUUUUAACUUCCAGUUUCAGCCACAAUGUCAACCCCCACAUUUAUUUUGCUUUUAGGACUUGCAUGUAAGUAAUCAACUAUAAUUAGUCAAUUUUUUGUGCCGUUAUUUUGAAUCUAAACUAAGUGUUGAUGAGUUGAAAAUAGAUCUAUAACAGAGUAAUAAUAGAAGAAUAACAUAUUUUGCAUCUCUUGCAGGUGACAGUAAUGGUCAGACCUGCUUAUCCUGGAAAUCUUAUCCUGCUUUUCAUGGAUGGUGCUGGUUCUACAUCACGGGCUCCAGGUCUGGAUCCACGACUGUCAGUCAAUCUAAAUGAUGAGAAGAACCGUGUGGAUCUGAAGAUCUCCUCUGCUGAAGUGACAGACUCUGCUCUGAGGCCCACAGCGACAGGAAACCCAAACACACUUUACAACAAAUGUACAGAAGCAGGGGAUAACAAUGCUUGUUGUGAACUGUUUCAGAUCUAAUUAUUAUCUGUCAGUUCCAACUCAGGUUGACAACACCUUAACACUUAACGAAGUCCACAGUAUCAAUCAAUACCAUUUAAAUCAACAAGAUAUACAGUAUAACUCCCUAUCUUCUAUAGAGGGCCUCAACUCAGCACUACAUAAACCUCUAUUUCUCUGAGCAGGUGACUCCUCCUCCUGACAGUGGAGGUAGUUGCAUUGCAAGACAGACAGACAGCAGCCAUACAUUACAUAUACAUUUUAGAAUGAUUUUUUUGUUCUCCAGAAAAUCACAUUGUAGGAUUUUCUAUGAAUAUAUUUGCAAAUUAUGGUGGAAAAUAAGUAUUUGGUCAAUAACAAAAGUUUCUCAAUACUUUGUUAUAUACCCUUUGUUGGCAAUGACACAGGUCAAACGUUUUCUGUAAGUCUUCACAAGGUUUUCACACACUGUUGCUGGUAUUUUGGCCCAUUACUCCAUGCAGAUCUCCUCUAGAGCAGUGAUGUUUUGGGGCUGUCGCUGGGCAACACGGACUUUCAACUCCCUCCAAAGAUUUUCUAUGUGGUUGAGAUCUGGAGACUGGCUAGGCCACUCCAGGACCUUGAAAUGCUUCUUACGAAGCCACUCCUUCGUUGCCCGGGCGGUGUGUUUGGGAUCAUUGUCAUGCUGAAAGACCCAGCCACGUUUCAUCUUCAAUGCCCUUGCUGAUGGAAGGUUUUCACUCAAAAUCUCAUGAUACAUGGCCCCAUUCAUUCUUUCCUUUACACGGAUCAGUCGUCCUGGUCCCUUUGCAGAAAAACAGCCCCAAAGCAUGAUGUUUCCACCCCCAUGAUUCACAGUAGGUAUGGUGUUCUUUGGAUGCAACUCAGCAUUAUUUGUCCUCCAAACACGACAAGUUGAGUUUUUACCUAAAAGUUCUAUUUUGGUUUCAUCUGACCAUAUGACAUUCUCCCAAUCCUCUUCUGGAUCAUCCAAAUGCACUCUAGCAAACUUCAGACAGGCCUGGACAUGUACUGGCUUAAGCAGGGGGACACGUCUGGCACUGCAGGAUUUGAGUCCCUGGCAACGUAGUGUGUUACUGAUGGUAGGCUUUGUUACUUUGGUCCCAGCUCUCUGCAGGUCAUUCACUAGGUCCCCCCGUGUGGUUCUGGGAUUUUUGCUCACCUUUCUUGUGAUCAUUUUGACCCCACGGGGUGAGAUCUUGCGUGGAGCCCCAGAUCGAGGGAGAUUAUCAGUGGUCUCGUAUGUCUUCCAUUUCCUAAUAAUUGCUCCCACUGUUGAUUUCUUCAAACCAAGCUGCUUACCUAUUGCAGAUUCAGUCUUCCCAGCCUAGUGCAGGUCUACAAUUUUGUUUCUGGUGUCCUUUGACAGCUCUUUGGUCUUGGCCAUAGUGGAGUUUGGAGUGUGACUCUUUGAGGUUGUGGACAGGUGUAUUUUAUACUGAUAACAAGUUCAAACAGGUGCCAUUAAGACAGGUAACGAGUGGAGGACAGAGGAGCCUCUUAAAGAAGAAGUUACAGGUCUGUGAGAGCCAGAAAUCUUGCUUGUUUGUAGGUGACCAAAUACUUAUUUUCCACCAUAAUUUGCAAAUAAAUCAUUAAAAAUCCUACAAUGUGAUUUUCUGGAUUCUUUUUUCUCGAUUUGUCUGUCAUAGUUGACGUGUACCUAUGAUGAAAAUUACAGGCCUCUCUCAUAUUUUUAAGUGGGAGAACAUGCACAAUUGGUGGCUGACUAAAUACUUUUUUUCCCCACUGUAGCUUGGAUGCUUGACUGUCAUUGUGAGGUCAGAACUUUCGGAUCAACCCUACUCAUUGGCCAGAGCAUCCAGUGUACGCUCUGAAUGUGAAACGCUCUGAAUUUACAAUGGACAAUCUGACAGCACAGUUGCAGUCACCAACACUCUGGAUAACAUGACAGCCUAACCAGCUCUGCUAGGGCGAGUAAUGUUCAGUGAGCUGUUCUCUCUCACUUAGAUGUCUGGAAGUAGCUAGCAAGUUAGUACAGAACGCUCGGAUCAACCCUUAAAGAGAUGAGUGGGGCUAAAACUUAAGAGGGUGUGAACGAUGCUGAAUGGGUGUAGACAGAGAAGAGCCCUCCAAUAGUAGUACCAAAACAUUCAAAGGCCAUUUUCUCAGAAGUGAGUUUACAAGUUUAUCAACUUUCAAAGCAAAAUUACUUUCCCAUUGUUCCUCAACUGUAGUGUAUGAGAUACAAUUUUGUAGCUCAUAGUCUCUAAUUUCAUCCAAUGUAAAAAACACAAUUACACAAAUGUUGCUACAUUAGACUGUUUUGAGCCGGUUGGUCACAUAUGGUAUUAUCAAUAUCAAGUGGUAAUACACUUUUAAACACCAAGUGUGGAUAUACUGCUGUCAACAUUGACUCUGUAAUCCAUGUUGUUCUUUUUUACAGGUACAAGUGUUGAAGACAUAAUUACUCCAGACAGUGAUGUAGUGGAUGUUAUGGAGGGUAGUAGUGUUAAACUCUCAUAUAGAUACAACAGCUCAGUAACCAACAGUAUGUUAUGGUACUGCCAGCACCCUGGAUCCUCUCCACAGUUCCUCAUACUCGACUACUCUGGGAUGAUAACCAACACCGAUAGUACAAAAUGGACCCUCACACAUGAAAAGGAGGACAACCAUGUGGAUCUGGAGAUCUCCUCUGCUGAAGUGACAGACUCUGCUCUGGACUACUGUGCUCAGCCCACAGUGACAGGAAACCCAGAAAAAAGUAUAAGUUAAAUGAAAUAAAAUACGAAAAACUGCAACAAUUGCACUGUAUUCAUUUCAAGCUUUUUUCUUCAUAAUGCUGUAUAACAUAAAUGGAGUAGUAUUGUUAAAAAUAAAUGAAUGAAUCAAUCCUACGAUGUACAUUAAACAAGGAUUGCAUGGUACACACAUAAACUAACUAACAUAAACUAAACUUAAUUUGUAAGUCGCUCUGGAUAAGAGCAUCUGCUAAAUGACGUAAAUGUAAUAAACAAAUUUGGUUAUUCACCACCCCCUGUCUUUGGCAGUAGAUGACGCUACAACCUUUUCUCCAAUAAUUAAGACUGAAAGAUUGCUUCAGAGAGAGAUAUUCAACUCUGCCUGUGUUGUGUCAGAGUCUUUUUGCUACAUUUACAUUUUAGUCAUUUAGCAGACGCUCUUAUCCAGAGCGACUUACAGUUAGUGAAUACAUUUUUUUUUUUUAUACUGGCCCCCGUGGGAAACGAACCCACAACCCUGGCAUUGCAAACACCAUGCUCAAUCAACUGAGCUACAUCCCUGCCGGCCAUUCCCUCCCCUACCCUGGACGAAUUGUGCGCCACCCAUGAGUCACCCGGUCGCGGCCGGCUGCGACAGAGCCUGGAUUCGAACCAGGAUCUCUAGUGGCACAGUUAACACUGCGAUGCAGUGCCUUAGACCACUGCGCCACUCAGGAGACACCGUAUCUAUCAGCUAUGAUGCUGCCUUCAUCAUUUCUCCUCCUCUCAAUCCUUGUUGGUGAGUGUUGUAUUCAAUUUCAUCAUUUUAAUUCCAACUCCAGAAUAUAUUUAAUAGUUGUCAAAAAAGCUAUCAACAGCAACAUGUUUUUCCAUUUCUGACAGGUGUCAGUUUUGAAGAUGACAUUAAUCCCACUAGGUCUAUGGUAGGUGUUGUGGAGGGUGAUUCCAUCACACUAUCCUGCAGCUACACUGGCUCUGUAAACAAUCUACAGUGGUAUCAUCAGUAUCCUAGGUCUAAGCCAGAGUUCCUGAUUCUCAUCACUAAAUCAGGAUAUGUCCAGAAACCUGUCCCUCUUCACCUGUCAUCUCAGGUUCAUACUGACCGUGUGGAUCUGGAUAUCUCCUCUGCUGAAGUGACAGUCUCUGCCCUGUACUACUGUGCUGUGAAGUCCACAGUGACAGGAAACAUAACUUGAUCAUACAAAAAGCAGACAAGACACCCAGAUGAGGGAUAAAGGCUUUGUGUUUGAAUUGAACUUCAUCCUUAUCAACAGUGAAAAAAUAUUAAACCAUUCUUAUUAUAAGGUUUAUUUGUUCAUAUGGUAUAGCAUGGUAUAGCAUUGACAAAACGAAAACAAACAAACAAUAGCAUUCCCUAGACAUUUCCAGAUAGAAAUUAAGUCUAAAAUAAACUGAGGAGGAGGCCAAUAGGAAUUGAAAACCCUUAACCACAAACAACAGAAAAAGAUUUACAUAUCCAGUUAUCAGAGGAGGAGCCUCAUAGUCAAACACUGGUAUAGGCUGGGUAUACCUGCAACCAUGAGGAUGUCUCUGUAGAGGAUCUACUCAGCUCUCUCACUGUCUUAUCUCUCAGUUGGUUUAUCUAGUCUGUGUCAGGAUGUCACUCAUAUUACUGUUGCUCCUCUCUGUGUUUGUAGGUGAGUGCUGAAUUCUCAUCUUCAACCAAAUAACAUUUUGAAUACAGUGAUAUUGCUUUUUUCAUUGAAUGAUGCAUUAAACAUUAAGUGAUAUUUUACUGGAAAGUUUAAAUUAUUUCUCUUGUUGCACUUUAUGGGCACCUAAUCCAUGCAUUUUUUCUCAUUUGGAAUAAACAUGAACACAAUGACAAUACUUAUGUUGUUGCAGCUGAUAGUAUGGAGCAGGAAACAAUAACUCCAGUGAAGCCUGAAGUCAAUGUUCUCCAAGGAACAGACAUCACUCUCUCCUGCAUCUACAAGGGCAAUGUUAACUAUCUCCAAUGGUACCGUCAAUACCCCGGAUCUAAACCAGAAUGUCUUCUUUUGAUCCUACAAAGCAGCAUUUUUGUACAGAAUACAUCCAAUAAGACUCCACGACACACUGGUAGACUCAAUGAAGAGAAGACCCUUGUGGAUUUAAAGAUCACCUCUGCUGAACUGGAAGACCCAGACACACUGUACAAAAACCUGUCAAGUGCCUUGGGAAGAAACCAAUGAGAAGGGGAGGAGCUACAGUAAGCAGAAAUAAAGUAAGAUACAUCAAGGCAACAGAGGAGUAAAUAUUCAGAGAUAGCCAAGAUUAUGUUUCUGUAUGCAGUACUACUGCUAUGCAUAUUUGUAGGUACUAAGUACGUAGAGGGAUUGAUAGAUUCUGGAGCAGCAGGUAAUUUUAUCGAUCACCAGCUAGUACAAGAGCUUGACAUUGAUCUAACACCUGUCACCCCUCCCUUAAGGAUUAACACCCUGGACGGGCAGCCAUUGGGCUUGGGCUUCAUUACGCACCUGACACAGAGCGUCACCCUCCAGAUUGGAGUCUUCCACACCAAAACCAUUCAACUCAUGGAACUCUCAUCCCCCAAACAGCCACUCAUCCUCAGACACCCGUGGCUUUGUUGUCAUGACCCUGCCGUCUUCUACCUGCUUCACCAGUUGUCUCAGCCUACCCUGCAGAGCCACUACCAUUGAGGACUCUGCCUCUGCAGUACUACCCACCAUACCAUCUGAAUACGCCCAGUACAGCAAUGUCAUCAGCAAAAUCAAGGCCUCCACUCUGCCACCACAUCACCCAAGGGACUGUGCUAUUGACUAACUCCCUGGAGUGUCCCCACCGAAGGGUUGUGUUUACCACCUAUCUAUGGAGGAAAAUGAGGCAAUGGAGAACUACAUUGAUGACGCAUUCGAAAAUGGUUUAAUUCAUCCUUCUUCUUCCCCGGCUGCGUCAAGCUUCUUCUUCGUUGGGAAAAAGGACGAUGGUCUCCGUCCAUGUAUUGAUUACCGUUGACCCUGAAUGACAUCACGGUCAAGAACCGUUUCCCUCUUCCUCUGAUUCCAACGACCCUUGAUCUAUACAAAAGUCGACCUGCAAAGUGCAUAUAACCUUGUCCGUAUACGCGAAGGCGACGAAUGGAAGACGGCCUUUAUCACAGCGCGAGGACACUACGAAUACCUGGUCAUGCCCUACGGCCUUACUAACGCCCCCGCUAUCUUCCAAUCCUUUAUGAACAAGGUUUUCCAGGAUAUAAUCAACUGCUUUCUCAUUGUCUACAUUGAUGACAUCCUGAUUUACACCCACUCCCUGAAGGAACACCUACAGCACGUACAAAAGUAUCUUCAAUGGCUCAUUGACCAUAACCUUUAUGUGAAGACUGAAAAGAGCACCUUCCAUGUAACCUCGGUAAACUUCCUCGGUUUUCCUACUGACACCUUGAGGGGUCAGCAUGGAUGAGAACAAAGUCACUGCCGUCAGUAACUAGCCCAAAUCCACCACGUUAUGGAACUCCAACGUUUCAUUGGGUUCUCCAACUUCUAUCUCCGGUUCAUUCAGAACUUCAGUUCUACUGCUGCUCCCCUCAUUGCCCUUACCAGCCAUAAGACCCGGACCCUUCAAUGGACUGAUACCGCCCUGACUGCUUUCAACAACUUGAAAUGCCUCUUUACCUCAGCUCCUUUUCUUUCACCAACCUGAUCCGACCCUUCCUUUCACUCUGGAGGUGGAUGCCUCCGAAGUAGGUGUAGGAGCCACACUCUCUCAGCGGGUGGGAACACCUCCAAAAUCACAUCCCUGUGCCUUCUUCUCCAGGAAGUUAUCCUCCGCUGAGAGGAAUUACGAUGUGGGGAACAGAGAACUCCUUGCCAUCAAGCUGGCCCUUGAGAAGUGGCGGCACCUGAUGGAGGGCGCUCAACAUCCCUUUCUCGUCCUAACAGAUAAUUGUAAUCUGGAAAAUAUAAGACAAGCCCACUGGGCUCUCUUCUUCACACGCUUCCAUUUUCAUGUUACUUACAUACAUGGAAAGAAAAAUGGAAAAGCUGAUGCUCUCUCCCGCCAGUUUGACCUUCCAACCAGUAACUCAGACCCUACACCCAUUCUUCCUUUCUCUUGCAUUAUGGGACCGGUACUGUGGGAGGUUCACUCUGCCAUACAAGAAGCCAUAACCUCAGACCCGGCUCCUCCUGAGACACCAGCUGGGAAGAGUUACGUACCAGCAGCUGUUAGACCCCAACUGAUACAAUGGUGUCACGCGUCCUUGGGGUCAGGACAUCCGGGCAUUACACAAACCACUGAACUUCUAGCCCGUAAAUUCUGGUGGUCCUCACUGGCAUCCAACGUAAGGGAUUACAUACUCUCCUGUCCAGUCUGCGCCCAAACCAAAAGCCCUCGUCAUCUCACUUCCGGUAAGCUUCAGCCUUUGCCAAUCCCUCAUAGACCCUGGUCCCACAUAAAUAGUAAUAUAAUAAUAACAUGCCAUUUAGCAGACGCUUUUAUCCAAAGCGACUUACAGUCAUGCGUGCAUACAUUUUUGUGCAUGGGUGGUCCCGGGGAUCGAACCCACUACCUUGGCGUUACAAGCGCCGUGCUCUACCAGCUGAGCUACAGAGGACCACAUAAAGUUAACGUCGGAAGUUUACAUACACUUAGGUUGGAGUCAUUAAAACUCAUUUUUCAACCACUCCACAAAUUUCUUGUUAACAAACUAUAGUUUUGGCAAGACGGUUAGGACAUCGACUUUGUGCAUGACACAAGUAAUUUUUUCCAACAAUUGUUUACAGACAGAUUAUUUCACUUAUAAUUCACUGUAUUACAAUUCCAGUGGGUCAGAAGUUUACAUACACUAAGUUGACUGUGCGUUUAAACAGCUUGGAAAAUUCCAGAAAAUGAUGUCAUGGCUUUAGAAGCUUCUGAUGGGCUAAUUGACAUAACUGGGUCAAUUAGAGGUGUACCUGUGGAUGUAUUUCAAGGCCUACCUUCAAACUCAGUGCCUCUUUGCUUGACAUCAUGGGAAAAUCAAAAGAAGUCUGCCAAGACCUCAGAAAAAGAAUUGUAGACAUCCACAAGUCUGGUUCAUCCUUGGGAGCAAUUUCCAAAUGCCUGAAGGUAUCUCGUUCAUCUGUACAAACAAUAGUAUGCAAGUAUAAACACCAUGGGACCACGCAGCCGUCAUACCGCUCAGGAAGGAGACGCGUUCUGUCUCCUAGAGAUGAACGUACUUUGGUGCGAAAAGUGCAAAUCAAUCCCAGAACAACAGCAAAGGACCUUGUGAAGAUGCUGGAGGAAACCGGUACAAAAGUAUCAAUAUCCACAUUCAAUCGAGUCCUAUAUCGACAUAACCUGAAAGGCCUCUCAGCAAGGAACAAGCCACUGCUCCAAAACCGCCAUAAAAAAGCCUGACUUCGGUUUGCAACUGCACAUGGGGACAAAGAUCAUACUUUUUGGAGAAAUGUCCUCUGGUCUGAUGAAACAUAAAUAGAACUGUUUGGCCAUAAUGACCAUUGUUAUGUUUGGAGGAAAAAGGGUGUUCCUUGCAAGCCGGAGAACACCAUCCCAACCGUGAAGCACGGGGGUGGCAGCAUCAUGCUGUGGGGGUGCUUUCCUGCAGGAGGGACUGGUGCACUUCACAAAAUAGAUGGCUUCAUGAGGAAGGAAAAUUAUGUGGAUAUAUUGAAGCAACAUCUCAGGACAUCAGUCAGGAAGUUAAAACUUGGUCGCAAAUGGGUAUUCCAAAUGGACAAUGACCCCAAGAAUACUUCCAAAGUUGUGGCAAAAUGGCUUAAGGGCAACAAAACCAAGGUAUUGGAGUGGCCAUCACAAAGCCCUGAUCUCAAUCCUAUAGAAAAUGUGUGCGCAGAACAAAAAAUGUGUGUGCGAGCAAGGAGGCCUACAAACCUGACUCAGUUACACCAGCUCUGUCAGGAGGAAUUGGCAAAAAUUCACCCAACUUAUUGUGGGAAGCUUGUGGAAGGCUACCCGAAACGUUUGACCCAAGUUAAACAAUUUAAAGGCAAUGCUACCAAAUACUAAUUGAUUGUGUGUAAACUUCUGACCCACGGGGAAUGUGAUGAAAGAAAUAAAAGCAGAAAUAAAAAAUUCUCUCUACUAUUAUUCUGAUAUUUCACAUUCUUAAAAGAAAGUGGUGAUCCUAACUGGCCUAAGACAGGGAAUUUUUACUAGGAUUUAAUGUCAGGAAUUGUGAAAAACUGAGUUUAAAUGUAUUUGGCUAAGGUGUAUGUAAACUUCCGACUUCAACUGUAUAUUUUCCCUGCAUCUCCACAUCAACUGAAAAAUAAAACUGUUAUUUUAGGGAAAUAUGUUCCCUUCUUCAGGAAAUAAGACUUUAUAUUGUCUGCAUGUUCCUGUUGUGAUGUAACAUGAUCACUGAUACUAGUCUGAAUAGAUACAGAAUGAAGAACAUUCGUAGUGUUGUUUUGCUUUCUUAGAGGAUUAAGGGCAGUAAUUGUCUUCUUCUUAUCCGUUGGUUUUUGUCAACAGCAUACAUUUUGAGAUAAUACCAAUAGAGGGCAUUUAUGAGCUGAAUUAUCUCUAUUUAGAACCAGCAAAAUCAUGAAGAUUACAUUUAGCAGCAAUCCAAUCCAGAAAUCCAAUCCAGAAAUCCAGUUAAUACUAAUAAUCUCUACCUGUUCUGGUACAAGCAUGAAGUAAAGUUCAUGCUGGGACGUUUUUCUUUUGGAAGUACAAAUGUCACUGAGUUCAAGGAGAUUUUUGAUGCCCAUCUCAACACAGACUCCAAAUCAGACGAUCCAGAGGGUGCCGCUGUGUACUACUGUGCUCUGAAGCCCACUGUGAUAACAGGAUAUACAGCCUCCUUACAAAAUCAUACUGAUCUACAAGAUGACAAUACACCUGUCUGGACAGUAUACAACACCACUUUGAAAUUGACACAGUAACCUUCUCACUACCGCCCUGAUACCAAGACUAGUGGUAGCAGAUGAUGAUAAUCAUAGUCUCUCAACUGCACAUAUAACACCAGUUUAUCAGCUCCAUUUCUCUUCUGGUACAUUCAAUCCACAAACGAUUACCCUGAAUAUGUUGAAAGGAUGUCAUUGGACCAGGGGAUUUUGAUGAUGAAUUCAAGAAGAGAUUUGAUGCCCAUCUCAGUUCCAUUACCAAAUCAGUCCCCUUGACGAUCCAGAGGUUGCAGCUGCUGUGUACUACUGUGCUCUGAGGCCACCGUGACAACAGGAUAUACAGCCCCCCUACAAAAACAAGUGUAUCCUUGGCACUAAUGAAGAAAAAACGCAAGCCUUACUUCUGUGGUGGGUGUGACGUAACCAGGGCUGUACACCUCAAACAGUGACACACAAAAGAACAUUUCAGAGGAGAGUGAAUGCAUGCAAACAUCAGCCUGAAGAUGGAGAAAUCAAUCAGCGUAUUGAUCAUUCUGAUUAUGGCUACAGGUAAACAAUACCUAAACAUUUGAAUUCCUUGCAUCCUUAUAAUCAGAUUAUUAUUAUGGUAUUGGUUGGAAAUGUUUUUUGAUGAAGUGAAAUAAUUUAAAUAUGAAUAAUAAGCAUGCGUUUUCAAUCAGCUUUAUUAUCUAUUUAUCUGCAGGUGUCACGCCCUGGCUCUGGGGACUCUUAAAUGUUGAGCCAGGGUGUGUAGUUUCUAUGUUAAGUUUUCUAUGUUUAGGUUCUAGAUCGUUUAGAUCUAUGUUGGCCAGGAUGGUUCCCAAUCAGAGGCAGCUGUAGCUCGUUGUCUCUGAUUGGAGACCAUACUUAGGCAGCCUGUUUGGCACCAGUCUGUGUGGGAUCUUGUUCCGUAUAGGUAUGUUAUUAGUCUACCUUGGACUUCAUGUAUCGUUUGUUUGUUGUUUUGUUCGUGUUCAGUUCUUGAAUAAAUAUGUACGCUUAUCACGCUGCGCCUUGGUCCGUCUCAUCCGUAAACGAUCGUGACAGAAGAUCCCACCAAAUGAGGACCUAGCAGCGUGCCCAGGAAGAGAGAAUAGCGAUGUCUCAGGUGGGCAAAUGGUGGUCAUGGGAGGAGAUAUUCGCGGGGAAAGGGCCAUGGGCGAAGGUAAAUGCCGAGGCAGGAGAGGAGAAACGGCGCCAAACGUGCCGACGACGGACACCCGAGAGGCAACCCCAAGAUUUUUUUUUGGGGGGGGGCACACGGCGUGGACGACGAGGCAGCAGGAGGCAGCAACAGGGCGAAUCUGCAGACUAGGAGAGGAGGUCACCAGGUUACGGGGGCUAUUGGUCAAGAGGGAGCAGGAGUUAAUUGGUCAGAGGGAGGAGCUACAGGAGGCGAUAAGGGAGAAGGAGAGUGUAGAGGCACGGCGAGAGGAGCUGGUUAGGCAGCAGAAGGAGAGGGGGUUUAUAAGGGAACCCAGUCCCGCUCCUCGCACCAAGCAAGUGGUGUGUGUCGCCAGUCCGGUCCGGCCCGUUCCUGAUCCCCGCACUAAGCCAGUGGUACGUGUUCCCAGUACGGCCCGACCCAUUCCUGCUUCCCGCACAAGGCCAGUGGUGUGUGUUCCCAGUACAGUCCGGCCCGUUCCUGCUCCCCGCACCAAGCCAGUGGUGCGGGUUCCCAGUCCGGCCCAGCCCGUUCCCGCUCCCCGCACCAACCCAGUGGUGCGUGUUCCCAGUCCGGCCCGGCCCGUUCCUGCUCCCCGCACCAAGCCAGUGGUGCGCGUCGUCAGCCCGGUCCGGCCCGUUCCUGCUCUCCGCACCAAGCCAGUGGUGCGCGUCGUCAGCCCGGUCCGGCCCGUUCCUGCUCUCCGCACCAAGCCAGUGGUGUGCGUCGCCAGCCCUGUCCGGCUUGUUCCUGUCCCUCGCGCCAAGCCAGUGGUGCGCGUUGCCAGUCCGGUACGGCCCGUUCCUGCUCCCCGCAACAAGCCAGUGGUGCGCGUCGUCAGCCCGGUCGUGCGCGUCGUCAGCCCGGUCCGGCCCGUUCCUGCUCCCCGCACCAAGCCAGUGGUGCUCGUCGUCAGCCCGGUCCGGCCCGUUCCUGCUCCCCGCACCAAGCCAGUGGUGCGCGUCGUCAGCCCGGUCCGGUCCAUUCCUGCUCCCCGCACCAAGCCAGUGGUGCGUGUGUCCAGUCCGGCAUGGCCCGUGCCUGUUCCACCGGUGCCUGGUCCGGCACCGGUCAGCUGCUCCACUCCGGAGCCAGAGCAAUCCGCUCCACCGGGGUCCGGUCCUACUCCAGCCAGUGGACCAGGGGCACAACAGGGAGGUGGGGAGAAAGUGGUGGUCACGCCCGGAGCCGGAUCCGCCUCCGAGGUGGAAUGCCCACCCGGCCCCUACAAUGUCAUGUUUAUGUGGCGCGGUCGGAGUCCGCACCUUUGGGGGGGGGGUACUUUCACGCCCUGGCUCUGGGGACUAUUGAAUGUUGAGCCAGGGUGUGUAGUUUCUAUGUUAAGUUUUCUAUGUUUAGGUUCUAGAUCGUUUAGAUCUAUGUUGGCCAGGGUGGUUCCCAAUCAGAGGCAGCUGUAGCUCGUUGUCUCUGAUUGGGGACCAUACUUAGGCAGCCUGUUUGGCACCAGUCUGUGUGGGAUCUUGUUCCGUAUAGGUAUGUUAUUAGUCUACCUUGGACUUCACGUAUCGUUUAUUUUGUUGUUUUGUUCGUGUUCAGUUCUUGAAUAAAUAUGUACGCUUAUCACGCUGCGCCUUGGUCCGUCUCAUCCGUAAACGAUCCUGACAGCAGGAAUGGUAUCUGGAGAUAGUGUGACUCCUGACAAGGAGGAGUACACCCCCACUGAGGGAUCAUCAGUGACUCUGAGCUGUACAUAUAACUCAAGCAGCGUUUAUGUUUACCUUUACUGGUACCGGCAUUAUUCUAACCAGGCUCCUCAGUUUCUACUGAAUAAAGGUGCCAGAUCAAGAACCAGUGAACAUAUCCCUGAUAAGAGAUAUACAUCCAAAACGUCCUAUAAAUCAACUGAACUGAUCAUACAACAGCUAACCCUGGCCAUACAACAGCUAACCCUGGCAGACACAGCGCUCUACUAUUCUGCUCUUGACUCAACACUGUGAGUCCCGUGUAGCUCAGUUGGUAGAGCAUGGCGUUUGCAACGCCAGGGUUGUGGGUUCGAUUCCCACGGGGGACCAGUACGAAAAUGUAUGCACUUACUAACUGUAAGUCACUCUGGAUAAGAGCGUCUGCUAAAUGACUAAAAAUGUAAAAAAAAAAAAAAAAAAAAUGUGAUACAAAGUCUAUAAGACACUGUACAAAAACCUGCAAACCAAAAAUGCUGUGUUGCUGUGUGAAACAUAAUUAAAUAUCAAACCACAAUGUGAUAUCAUAAUGGCAGAGGUUGAGAUCAGAGAAGUGUGGUCACACCUGUGCUGUAUGCAAUCACCAGGUUGUCUUGUGUUUCUCUGUCUUCAUAUUCAAUGAACUGUGAGAAAGAUGAAUUUGUCACUCUUCUUGUCUUCAAUUUCAGUUAGAAAAUGGUUGGAAAAGCAUUUGGGAAUAUGACAAAGUACAACAAUGUUAUUGUUUGUAGUUACUCCUCACAAUUCACACAGUUUGGGCUGUAGUGGAACAGGUUGAGAGCUUCAAGUUCCUUGUUGUCCACAUCACCAACAAACUAUCAUGGUCCAAACACACCAAAACUGUCAUGAAGAGGGCACGACAAAGCCUAUUCCCCCUAAGGAGACUGAAAAGAUUUGGCAUGGGUCCUCAGAUUCUCAAAAAGUUAUACAGCUGCACCAUCGAGAGGAUCCUCAUUGGUUGCAUCACUGCCUGGUAUGGCAACUGCUGGCCUCCGACCACAAGGCACUACAGAGUGUAGUGCGUACGGCCCAGUACAUCACUGGGGCCAAGCUUCCUGCCAUCCAGGACCUAUAUACCAGGCAGUGUCAGAGGAAGGCCCUAAAAAUGGUCAAAGUCUCCAGCCCCCCGGUACCGGAGCGCGAAGUCUAGGUCCAAAAGGCUUCUUAACAGCUUCUACCCCUAAGCCAUAAGACUCCUGAACAGCUAAUCAUGGCUACCCAGACUAUUUGCAUUGUCCCCCCCACCCCACCCCACCCCAUCAUUUACGCUGCUGAUGCUCUGUUUAUUAUCUAUGCAUUGUCACUUUAACUGUACCCACAUGUACAUAUUACCUCAAUUACCUCGACUAACCAGUGCCCCCGCACAUUGACUCUGUACUGGUACUUCCUGUAUAUAACCUCCGUACUGUUAUUUUAUUUUACUGUGCUCUUUAUUUAUUUUUUACUCAUCAAAUUUUUACUUAACACUUUUUUUCUUAAAACUGCAUUGUUGGUUAAGCAUUUCACUGUAAGGUCUAUACCUGUUGUAUUCGGCGCAUGUGGCAAAUAAAAUUGAUUUGAUUUGAUUUUGGUGGUGUAGUAUGAAAGUCAACCUGAAGGGGUCAACUUAACAAAGCACACACACCCCUGAAUCAGAGGAUGCCAUACAGACAAACACAUCCCAUGGUCUACUACUGCAUGUAAUACAGAACAACAUGAAGCAUCAACAGUAGGACAGAGGGUGUCAACGCUCUGUGAUAGAUAGAUCAGCAUUGUUCUGCUCCUUACCUUUUACACUUCAAACUGACUGACUAGUCAUGAGAAAUUGGCUGAUCCUGCAUGUUCUGGCUGCAUGCUGCUUUGGUAUAACAUCACUUUGUUCAUCUGUCUCGUUCUGUGCAUUUGUUCAUUUUAUUUAGAUACAUUAUGAUUAUAUGUUGUGAAGAUAUAUUUCUCUUUAUUUUUCAGGGUGCAGAGCAUAAGACAAUGUAA